Molecule: messenger RNA, 1581 nt
Organism: Filobasidium floriforme
Lineage: Eukaryota; Fungi; Basidiomycota; Tremellomycetes; Filobasidiales; Filobasidiaceae
Exons: 3
Coding region: 75-1220 (381 amino acids)
Source: RefSeq, a predicted model, not a curated record
AGCUGGCAAAGGCUAAGCAGCUGGCAAAGGCUAAGCAGCUGGCGAAGGCUCAGCAGCUGGCGGAGGCUCAGCAGAUGGAUCCAGCGGAGGCCUCCGACACAGCCGCAAAUGACGAGGCGAUACAAGCUUGCAGGUUCGAUCUCCUCGAAAAGAUUACCGACUGGGAAGGAAUCUUUGACAGACUUCCAGCGCCCGUUGGUCUCAAGAAAGGUCGCGACCUGGUCAAAUCGUCGGGCGGUUUCUCGGGUAUCACCAAAGAGGUUCCUGCUUACCCGGGCGGCAAUCAGCUGGAAUGUCUAGAACUGGGUGUUCUGGUGAUGCAGGGGCCCGUAGGAGAUGCGACCUCGCGCCUUUCGCUCGUCCAAACUAUCGAUGUCUGCACCGAUUACAAUCUCAGUUUGCAGGUGUCCUCCUGCUUUGCCACACAUUUCCGCGAUAUCAAUACUGGCAAUCUGCGAUACCAAUUGGUGGAAGGACGUACACGAGGCGUGUUGAUCGAUUUUGGCGGUGCGACGGUCGCCGGGAAACACCGCAAGCAGUCUGCAAGUGUAGACGAGAUGAUUGCGUUUUGCAAGGACGACGCCCUCUCUGCCAAUCUAUACUUUGUCAGUACCGUUGCGCUGGCGAAUAAACAGAUAGCCGAAGAAUACGAGGUCGCUCGUGCGCAAUUAGCGACAGCCAAAGAAACAUCUGGAGACGGAAAUUCGAUGAACCUCGUCACUGCCCAGCGGAAAUUUGACAAGGCACAAAACAUCUUCGAUCAGAUCGUUCGCCAUCGUUACAUCGAUGAUAUGGAAUCCAUGAUCUACUACAUGAUCUACAAUGGACUGGUCGACAUCGGCGAGAAAAUCAAAGCCGAGCAGCUCGCGGAUCCGAAAGAGAAAGCUACCGCAUGGAACAAAAAGUUCGAGGAGGUCUUCAAGAAUCUGAAAGAACUCCCUAGAAUUUGGAAAAAGAUGAUCACCGAUCUGAUCACGGCCGUACAAGGUUGCCGGCUCGGCUUAGAAGAGCUCAAGCGCCUCAACCCGCAGCAACCCGACCCCGACCCAGUGGAAUUUACGGACGCGGAGUUCGACUGUUUCGUGAGGUGCCAUCAAAUCAAAGUCAAGGCCAAAGAAGAUCUUCUGAAGCGAGAAGUAAAAAAAGCCGCCAAGGUCGAGCGAGACGCCCAAGGGGUUUCGAGGCAGACGAAGAAGGUCAAGCGUUCCACGGCCUGCUGAUGGACAUCUCGGUCAAUCAUCGGAAGCAUUUUCGCUCGACGGUGCCGUGUCAUCAGGCGAUCGUGCAUUUUGUUACUGUUUUUAACGAUCAUGUUUCUCUUUCUGCUUUUGUAAUGUUGUAACCACAGCGGGGCAAGGGGGGCCGGUAAAAGGCAGUUAUGUGCGCGUGUAACUGCCCAAUCCUAACUGCCUCUUAGCGUACCCCAAGCAGGCCCUCAAUUAACGGGCGCGUCACAGCUCGCUAGCGCCCGACGCGCUUUUACGUCUCUUGACGCGACGCGCUUAUCGCGUUCUAGCACCUACACCCUCGCGUCUCGAGAAGCAUGUAAUAAACUUACUACUAACUACUACUACGAUAGGG